Caenorhabditis angaria is the source of this 868-nucleotide messenger RNA. The record is from the annotation of a GenBank genome assembly. Lineage: Eukaryota; Metazoa; Nematoda; Chromadorea; Rhabditida; Rhabditidae.
AUGGAAGUGAGUUGUCUAACAUGAGCAAUGCUCAUAGCUCAAAAUCAUUGUUGUUUUUUUCCUCAGACAGAAAAAGAGAUAAAAUUAGACGAAACCAACGAGGCAUUGCAAUUUCUCAUCGAAAAUGCGGCAACCAAAGAUCCGAAGGUUCAAGCCGAGUUCGUAAAUCAGGUUCGCAAUUUGAACGAUCAAAUUGGCGCUUAUCAGUGGGCGCAGAAGAAACGAUUCGGGUUUGAUGAGAGCAGUUGGAGACAUAUGGCCAAGAGGUGAAUUUUGUUUUUUGAAACCGAAAAUCCUGAUUUUUCCACGUUUCAACCUGCAAUUUCGAAUGAAAUUUAUGUUUUCUAGUAGUUUUCGACCGAAAAUUGCAAAUCUAAACUUCUAACAUGAAUUAUGACGUGGCAAAUUGGAAAAUUGCGACUUUAGGAGGUCAAACUUCGCUUUCAAAAUGAUUUUCAUCAAAAUCUCAUAGAAUAGCGUCAAGUUCCAACCAAAUUUUGAUGAAAACCACUUUGAAAGAGAGUUUUCACUUCCUAAAGUCGAAAUCUUCCAACUUUGCCACGUCAUAACACAUGUUAGAAGUUGAGAUUUGCAAAAAAAACUUCUAGAAACCAGGAAUUUUCUUCAAAACCUCGAUUGCAAGCUGAAAAACAAGAUUUUCACACGAGACCCUAACUUAGCCUAAUUCACAAUAAUUUCUUCUCACAGAAUGACAAUGCUAAAAAACGAGGGCUUCGAUUGUCGUCCAAAUACUCGAAAAGCAAAAGAAAAGAAGGCGGCGUGUGACAACAAGGAAUCGCAUCUCGAACAAUUCUUCUUGAAGAAAAAACCAAAGACUAAGAAGAAGAAGGGACCAGGUGAAGCUUAG